UGCCGUCGGUGUUAGUGUCCGGUAAGUCAGGUAACCGUGCUGCUUAUACGCUCGUCCCACGCGGCUGUUACUGCCAUGGCGAGAGACGUGAGGACUUUCGCCGUGUUAGACUACGUGGUCUUCGCCACGUCCCUGCUGGUGGCUGCUAGUAUAGGGCUGUACUACGCCUUCACGGGCGGCAGGCAGCGCACGACGAAGGAGUUCCUACAGGCGAACAAGAACAUGCCGAUAAUGCCUGUCGUCUUCUCCAUGGUGGCCACCUUCCUGUCGACGAUCGGGAUUCUGGGAGCACCGUCGGAGAUGUAUAAUUUCGGCACGCUUCUAUCGUGGUCCUACUUCGGACCGAUCGUCGCCGUACCGAUUUGCGCACACCUGUACCUGCCCAUCUUUUACAAACUGGAAACGGUUAGCAUAUAUGAGUACUUCCAGUACGGCUUCGGACACGACAAUACGAAAUCAAUCAUGAAUUAUCUUACGGGGCUAUCGAUGGCAGCAUCUAUAUUAAGCAGCGGCGCAAUUUGCACCUUCUACACUACAAUCGGAGGAAUGAAAGCAGUGUUAUGGACGGACACGUUCCAAAUCUUCGUCAUUUUGGCCAGCGUAGCGACGAUCAUGAUGAAAGGCACGCUACAGAUCGGGGGUAUCGAGGACGUGUGGCGAAUAGCCGAUAAAGGCGGUCGACUUCGAUGGUUCGAGUUUCCAGCGGAUCCGACCGUAAGAAUGACGACUCUGGGUGCGAUCAGUGGCGGCAUGUUCACUGUGUUUAGUUUGAAUGCUGCCAGCCAGGCUAUGCUGCAGCGAAACAUGACGGUUAAAACGCUCCCCAAAGCCAAACUAACCAUGUAUCUAUAUGGCAUUGGGUACGUAGUUGCCUUUAAUGCGCUGUGCUUACUUGGACUUAUCAUCUAUGCUAACUAUCACGACUGUGACCCUAUGCUCACAGGAUUGAUCAACCGUCCUGAUCAGAUACUGCCUUUGUUUGUCAUGGACACGGUCGGUCAUCUCCGUGGUCUUCCUGGACUGUUCCUGUCCGCUCUGUUUAGCGCGGCGAUAAGUACCGUAUCCAGUGGGGUAAACUCUCUCGCAGCCGUAGGGUUGCAGGACAUUAUUCGGCCUGUGUACUAUAAGCGUACAGGCUUGCAACUGAGCGAGGUCGUAGCAACACGAUGUGCGAAAGGAAUGGCUGUGUUUUUAGGACUCCUUACAAUAGCACUUGCAUUUCUCGCGUCGUUGUUUAGUGCUACCGUUAUCCAGCUGGUCUUUACGAUCUACGGUAUCGCCGGUGGUCCAUUAUUCGCUCUCUUCACUCUCGGAAUGUCCGUGCCGUUUGCAAACGAAUGGGGCGCUGGUGCCGGCACCUUAGUUUCGCUUAUUUUCGGAAUGUGGAUCGGCUUUGGUCGUGUCUUCAACAAGGCGCCGAAAGUGACGCUAGCGCGGACCAUUGAGGGAUGUGUUAACAACAUCACUACACUGAUACAAUACAACGUCAGUGCACACAACACUGCUACCUCGACCACCACACUGGGGCCCAUCGCAUCGACGAUCAUUGACCAGUCCAAAGCAAUAUCGUGGAAUGAGUACGUCUACGAAGCAAAACCGGUUGAUCAACUUUACAAGGUAUCUCACAUGUGGUACGGAUUACUGGCCUUUGUCAUUGUUAUGGUCGUCGGAAUUGUAAUCAGCCUGUUCACAGGAGGUCUUGAUCAGGAGGUGGAUGACCGCCUUCUCUUCGCACACGUCAGGCCUCUGCAGAGAUGGAUCAGAAAAAGACGCGGACCGCCGCGCAAGACCUAUAUAUUUUAUAACGAGUUGCAGGAAAAUGAGCACGUCACUAACAAACCAGCAGCCAACGCGUUGAAGACGUCAGUGAAGCAAAACACCGAAUACAAAGGCAACGGCGCCAUUGAAUAUCACGAUGAUGACGGCAACCACAUGAACCGUACCAAUAACAUCACUAAACUCUAAGCUACAGAGAUUAUAGAUGCGUGCAAUUACCAAAUAGCAAUGUCACGAGAAGUUCUUAUAUCGCGUUUACAAGCAACAAUCGCGAGACCACUGUGUACGUAUAGAAGAAGUGAUUAGAAGAAUUCGAACGUACUUAGUCUAUUACUACAGCUAUAUAUAGAGAUACGACAACGUAACACUGUUGUAACCGUCCGGCUACGUUGUCUGCCGUCGAGUGUUGUCGAUUUAAAACUGUUUUAGCGAGAAAUACGCACACAUAGUCUUGUUUACAUUUGUUCUUUAUUCUCUACUGUACAUGGUUGUGGCUGCGUGGUUUUAACUGAAAUUACAAAGAAAAAUAUGCCAAGCGUUAACAAUGUUAGCUAUAACAAGUGUUACAUGGGUAGCAAACAAACCGUUAUAAUAAUUUACCACAAACUAUAAUGUAUUUACUAUUAUAUGUGUUACUUACAUCGCUGAGAUGUCUGGGUGUCUAUGGAAAUAUCGUUGUCUUAAUAAAUAACAUGUCGCGCACACUGAUACGUGA
Messenger RNA from Priapulus caudatus, 2491 nucleotides. RefSeq names its product sodium-coupled monocarboxylate transporter 1-like. The coding region runs from base 76 to 1965 and encodes 629 amino acids. The record is from RefSeq and is a predicted model, not a curated record. Gene Ontology annotation, cellular component: membrane. Gene Ontology annotation, molecular function: symporter activity. Gene Ontology annotation, biological process: transmembrane transport; sodium ion transport. NCBI's taxonomy places the organism in Eukaryota, Metazoa, Priapulida, Priapulimorpha, Priapulimorphida, Priapulidae. The transcript has 15 exons.